Conger conger (European conger) is the source of this 5727-nucleotide messenger RNA. RefSeq names its product ATPase copper transporting beta (gene atp7b). The record is from RefSeq and is a predicted model, not a curated record. Bases 294 to 4550 code for a protein of 1418 amino acids. Gene Ontology annotation, molecular function: ATP binding; P-type divalent copper transporter activity; copper ion binding. Gene Ontology annotation, biological process: monoatomic cation transport; copper ion homeostasis. Gene Ontology annotation, cellular component: membrane. The transcript has 21 exons. Lineage: Eukaryota; Metazoa; Chordata; Actinopteri; Anguilliformes; Congridae.
UACAGGGUAAAUAAAUCGCCAAACAGCCUGAAGCAAGAUAACGAUUACUACAGAGCGUGCAAUAAACUAGGUCUUUCAUUAUGAUACAGCUUCCACGGAGCAGAAGGAAUUUACGGAAUUUAUUUAUUUUGUAAACUUAUCUCACAGCUAGCUAGCUAGCAGGUUGCUGCGUUGCCUGAACGACAAAAAUGACAGAAAAACAGUUCAGAUGUGCUGCUGUUUCUUCUACUUCUUAAAAUAAUAUAAAUACUAACGUGAGUUCUCGCUUGCUGACAACUUAUAGCUCAUUUAAAAUGAAAAGAAGUUCACCAGAUAACUAUGUUACUAAACGCGUUCGGAAGUCUGCGGUAUUAACCACUGAACAGGUCGGUUCGGUCGUCUGUCAAGUUGGCAGACCACCGCAUUCUUCUGGCGAUCCAACGAUCAGAGCUUGGGGGACCGAAGCAGAACCGGUCGGUACGGGCAGUAUCAGGCUGUGCCGGGGACAUCAAGAAGUCGGUUUUUCAAAGGAUGGAUUCGCUAAGCAUAAGGAGAAUGGGCCGCUCCUCUCUGACGCUAACCCUCAGGGCCCCCAGAAGGCGGUGUUUGACAACCUGGGUUAUGACCCAGGGAGCCAGAGUGAGCUGCAUGUGCAGGAACCGUGCCAGCAGACCGAGGGCAGAGCGGGUGCCACACCCGGGGAGGCCAAGGUCAACAUCCAGGUGGAGGGCAUGACCUGCCAGUCGUGCGUGAGCACCAUCGAGGGUCAGCUGGGCCAGCUUGCGGGCGUGGCGAGUGUCCGGGUGUCGCUGGGCAACCGCGAGGCCGCCAUUUCCUACACCCCUCAGCUGGUCCAGCCCGAGCAGCUCAGAGCCGCCAUCGAGGACAUGGGGUUUGAGGCCGCUCUGUUGCCCCUGGCCCCACCCCUCGCCCCCGCAGCUGCGCCCCUGCCCGUCUGCCUGGCCCCUGCGGAGGGAGGGCGCCCCCUGCAGGAACACGGGGUCGGGGGGUCAGAGGGUGCAGGGACGUGGUGUGGGGUCACACUGGGAGUGCAGGGAAUGCACUGCCAGUCCUGCGUGAGGAACAUCAGCGUACACCUGAGCGGCACGGCGGGGGUGCGUCACGUCUCCGUCUCCCUGGAGACACAGAGCGCCCACCUGCAGUACUGUCCUUCCCUGGUCGCCUUGGAGACGCUGAAGCGGGCGGUGGAGAGCCUGCCCCCGGGGGGUUUUAGGGUGACGCUGCCCGCCACCGAAGACGGUGGGAAGGCAGAGGAGGCCUCGCGAACUGUCGUCGUGGCGAUUGUGGGAAUGACCUGCAGCUCUUGCGUGCAGUCCAUCGAGGGGGUGAUCUCCCAGAGACCCGGAGUGCACUCUGUGCAGGUCUCUCUGUCGGAGGGGCAGGGUACGAUCUGCUACGACCCCGGUCUCACCCAGCCAGAGGAGCUGCGGGCCGCCAUUGAGGAUAUGGGCUUUGACGCUUCGCUGCCAGAGGGUACCUCUGGGAGGGUGGGACCGAGUCCCCCAGGGAUUUUUGAGGACGCCCCUGGCACGCUCCUGAAGCCCCCCGAUAUGUCCCACACGAUUAACGCCGACAGCUCAGAAGUGAGGACUGAGAAGUGCUUCAUCCACGUGACGGGCAUGACCUGCGCUUCCUGCGUGGCUAACAUCGAGAGAAACCUCCAGAAACACAAAGGGAUCAUGUUGGUCCUGGUGGCCCUCAUGGCAGGAAAGGCAGAGGUGAAGUACAACUCCCAGAUUCUGGACCCACCCCGGAUCGCGCAGCUCAUCACAGACUUGGGCUUCGGUGCUACGGUUAUGGAGGACAGCGCCAUCAUGGAUGGCAAACUGGACCUCGUUAUUACAGGGAUGACAUGUGCAUCCUGUGUCCACAAUAUCGAGACCCAACUGAAGAGGACUAAAGGCAUUCUGGAGGCCUCAGUCGCGCUGGCAACCAGCAAAGCUGACAUCAAGUUUGACCCGGAAGUACUUGGUGCUCGGGACAUCAUCAGGGUUAUUGAGGGUCUAGGGUUCGGGGCUUCUCUCAUGAAGGGCGAGGGGAUCGGUAACCACCUGGAUCACCAGGAGGAGAUUCGACAAUGGAAGAACUCCUUCCUGUUCAGUCUGGUCUUCGGUGUGCCGGUUAUGGGCCUGAUGAUCUACAUGAUGGUGAUGGACAGUCAGCACCAGGCCCACGGUGGCUCCAUGCCCCCUGAGCAGAACCUGCUGCCUGGCCUCUCCACCCUCAACCUGGCCUUCUUCUUGCUCUGCACGCCAGUCCAGGUUCUUGGGGGACGGUACUUCUACAUACAGGCCUACCGUUCGCUCAAACACAAGACGGCAAACAUGGAUGUGCUGAUCGUCCUGGCUACAACCAUCUCCUACAUCUACUCCUGCGUGGUUGUCCUGGUUGCCAUGGCGGAAAGAGCGGAGCGCAGCCCCAUCACGUUCUUUGACACCCCGCCCAUGCUGUUCGUCUUCAUUGCCCUUGGCCGCUGGCUGGAGCAUGUGGCUAAGAGUAAGACAUCUGAAGCUCUGGCCAAACUGAUGUCCCUCCAAGCCACUGAUGCCACAGUUGUGACACUCAGCACAGACAACUCCAUUCUCAGUGAGGAGCAGGUGUCGGUGGAACUGGUCCAGAGGGGGGAUGUGGUCAAAGUGGUUCCGGGAGGGAAGUUUCCGGUGGACGGGAAAGUGAUUGAUGGCAGCUCUAUGGCAGAUGAGUCUCUCAUCACAGGUGAGCCCAUGCCGGUCAGUAAAAAGCCUGGCAGCACGGUGAUGGCUGGUUCCAUAAACGGUCACGGCUCUCUGCUGGUGCAGGCCACACACGUGGGGGCCGACACCACUCUCUGCCAAAUCGUCAAACUGGUGGAGGAGGCACAGACCUCCAAGGCCCCAAUCCAGCAGUUUGCGGACAGGCUGAGUGGCGUCUUUGUCCCUUUCAUUGUCAUCGUCUCCCUGGCAACGCUCGUAGCAUGGCUUGUCAUUGGUUUUGUGAAUUUUGACAUUGUCGCCGAGUAUUUUCCCGGUUAUGAUAAGAACAUCCCCAGGACGGACGUCAUCGUGCGGUUCGCCUUCCAGGCCUCCAUCACUGUGCUGUCGAUCGCCUGCCCCUGCUCGCUGGGCCUGGCCACGCCCACCGCUGUCAUGGUGGGGACAGGUGUGGGCGCGCAGAACGGCAUCCUCAUCAAGGGAGGCGAGCCGCUGGAGAUGGCCCACAAGAUCAAAGUGGUGAUGUUCGACAAGACGGGCACCAUCACGAACGGCGUGCCGCGCGUCACUCGGGUGCUGGUUCUGUGGGAGAGAGCCCGGCUGCCCCUGCGGAAGAUUCUAGCGGUCGUGGGCACGGCUGAAGCCAGCAGUGAGCAUCCGCUGGGGGCGGCCGUGGCCAAGUACUGCAAGGAGGAGCUGGAGACAGACAUGUUGGGCUACUGUCAGGACUUCCAGGCAGUCCCUGGCUGUGGCAUCAGCUGUAAAGUCUCUAACAUCGAGGAGAUCCUGCUGGCCGGGCCCAACGCCCGCAAUGCAGAGAACGCACGGCUUACUGUCCGUGGAGUCACCACCGAUGAGACCAGCCUGGUGAUCAACACUGACCCUGCCCCUGCAGGCCCCUCCACCUACUCGGUUCUGAUUGGGAACAGAGAGUGGAUGAGACGCAAUGGCCUGCAUGUCAACACCGAUGUGGACGACGCCAUGUCCAGUCACGAGAUCAAAGGGCAGACCGCCAUCCUGGUGGCCAUUGAUGGUGUGCUGUGUGCCAUGCUGGCCAUCGCCGACACGGUGAAGGCGGAGUCCGCCCUGGCCAUCCACACGCUCGGCAGCAUGGGUAUCAGCGUGGUGAUGAUCACCGGUGACAACCACCGCACGGCCAAGGCCAUCGCCACACAGGUGGGCAUCAGGAAGGUGUUUGCGGAGGUGCUGCCCUCGCACAAGGUGGCCAAGGUGCAGGAGCUGCAGGAGCAGGGUCUGAAGGUGGCCAUGGUGGGCGACGGGGUCAACGACUCCCCGGCCCUGGCCAGGGCCGACGUGGGCAUCGCCAUAGGAACCGGCACCGACGUGGCCAUCGAGGCCGCAGAUGUGGUGCUCAUCAGGAACGACCUGCUGGAUGUGGUGGCCAGCAUUGAGCUGUCUAAGAAAACGGUGCAGAGGAUACGCAUAAACUUUGUCUUUGCUCUGAUCUACAAUCUGCUGGGGAUUCCCAUAGCAGCUGGUGUGUUCAUGCCCGUGGGGUUGGUACUGCAGCCAUGGAUGGGAUCUGCAGCAAUGGCUGCCUCUUCAGUGUCUGUGGUGGUUUCAUCUCUGCUGCUCAAACUGUUUAAGAAGACCUCGACCGAGCGGUACGAGCUGCGGGCACAGGGUCAGCUGCGGAGUCUCAGCCCCUCGCAGGUCAGCAUGCACGUGGGGCUGGACGACCGCGAACGCAACCCCGCCCGCAGCCCCGCCCGCAGCCCCGCCCUGGGCCUGUGGGACCGUGUGAGCCGCAGCAGCCGCCAGUCCAUCGCCUCCUCUCUGUCCCACCAGGACCGCUGCUCUCUGCUGGACAGUGAUCGCGGAGACGACCUCAUGGCGUAGAGUCUGCGGGGGUGUGGUGGGGAGGGGUGGAGGGGGUGGCGCUCGACUCAUUUCACCAGCAGGGGGAGCCUCUGCUCCUCAAACCUAAGGACACAUGAACACACAGAGUGCCUCUUACUAUUUCAUUCAGGUCAUGGCCUCACACCCUUGACCAUAAAGGGAUUUAAUGUAGAUCCUGCCCCAGGAUCGGAGUGCUACAGGACACACUAGGGGCUUUACAGGGGUGUGGUGGUUUCUACAAUCAGGUGGAGAGGCAGGCAAAUGUGCCUGCUCUGUGUCUGGACAUUACUGGUCAUGUUGGUGAUGAUGAAGAUGCUAAUGCAGAAGACGGUUUCUGCUGCACACGCUCUGAUUUGUGAACUUCAGAGAACUCUUGUGAAUCCUACAGAGAACUGGGCAGCCGUGGUCACUCGCUCUGAAGAAAAGAGUGAACGAUAUACGGAGCCCGGGUUGAGGAGUGCCCAGCAAUGAGGGGACUGCAGGGGUCGGUAAUGGGGAACGUUGAGCUUAGCCACAGGGAAAGCAUCCGUUUCUGGCUGUGUCUGAAAUGCCUUAGUGUCUCUGUGUACAACCUCAGAUAAGUAAACAGGCUGCAGGAGAUAUAAUAUUGGCUCCUGAGUAGCCUCCCUUUGUGCCUAAUCAAUAGCAGAGAACUUUAUCACUGUGCUGUACUGGCUGGUUAUUAAUGGGUCCCUAUGGAGUUUAGAGUGUUUAAAGUAUAGAGGGUGGGGGCCAGUUAAUGGGCGGAUGUGGAGGGCUUUAGGAGGAAAGUACUACAUCUGUGGGUGGCCAUCUCAACCCUCAGGGACUGGACAUGCCUUAGACAUAAUGGCAUGAAAUGGCCAGGCUGACAGAAGCACACAUAUACAAUUACCAGGUUGAAGGUAACAAACACAAAAUGACCAAAUUGUCAGAACCACAACAAUAACAUGACCAUUUUGAAUAAUAUGACCAUUUAAAAUUAUAUAAAUAUAAAAUGACUGGGUUGAUAGAGUCAUAUAUGGAAUGGCUGUUGACAGAAAUGACCUGGUUGAAGGGAUUUAAUUUAAAACAGACAAAAUGACAAGAUAUACUGUACAGUGCAGUCUGUAAGUAUUUGGACAGUGACACAUUUUUUGUUGUUUUAGCCUUGUACUCCAGCACACUGAAUUUAAAAUAAAGCAAUGACUAAGUUUAA